GGGGGGGGGGGUGAGUACGGGAUCGAGGGGAGCCGCGCCGCCGCUUGGGCGUUGGCGGGUGUUCCCACGCCGAUGCCGCAGUGGCGCCGCCGUGAGUCGUAUCAGUUGCGGGCGGGGGUCUACCGUCGGUGGUUAAGCGGAUGCAUUGCAAUCCAUUCUGACCCUCCGCGGGCAACGAAUUUAGCAACCUCCGUGUGGGAUAGUUGCAAGAAUAAAAUGGAUGACGGUUCCAUCUUCCAUGAAUUGAGACAGUCGCAUCAAAAUAAAUUGUUGAUAGCAUCAUGAGUGCUUACAACUUUGAUACUGACGGAAGCAGAAAUUGCUUGCUUCUUCACCGAUCCAGAGCAUUGCCACGGUGCUGUAGCUGUCAUGGAAGAUGCCAUCAGUAUUGCUGCCGUCGUGGAUGCGACGCGAUGAAGAUGUCGUCCUUGCCGAGGGAAAGUUACUGCAUCGCCAAGCCAUGAAAGUCAAGCAGAGCCUGGAAUACAUUUGAAGGUUUGGAGUCUGAAGUUGCCUGCAGACUACGACGCCAAGCCAUGGAAGUCAAGCAGAGCCUGGAAUCCAUGUGAAGGUGUAACACUGCAUCUUCUAUUUAUAGCAUCCUAUACUCCAGCAACAUCCAAGUGCAUCUCCUGUAGCUACUACUUUCCUCAUGGCCAGAGCAAUGAAAUUUCUCUGCGUCUUCCUGCUGUUGUGCCCCUUCUCCCUUGCCCUGGUGUCCCUUGGGAGCACCACUAAUUCAACAGACGAGCUCGCGCUCCUCUCUUUCAAGUCCAUGGUGUCUUCCAGCCCGCCCAGUUUGCUGGGCUCAUGGAACUCUUCCAGCCACUUCUGCAGCUGGCCAGGAGUUGUGUGUGGCCACCGGCAUCCUGACAGAGUGGUGGCGCUCAGCAUGGGCUCCUUCAACCUAUCAGGACGCAUCUCGCCAUCCUUAGGCAACCUAUCCUUUCUAACGGAACUGAACCUUGCUGACAACCAGCUCGUGGGAGGAAUACCGGGUGAGCUCGGUCAUCUUGCCAGGCUUCAGCUGCUGAAUGUGACCAGGAAUUAUCUUCAAGGGAGCAUUCCAGUGACCUUGGGAGGAUGCACCAAGCUCAAAGUGCUUGAUCUGAGCGCUAACAGACUCCAAGGUGAGAUCCCUUGGCCUCUAGACAGCUUCCCAUCGAUCGAAUAUUUGUACUUGUACAAGAACAGAUUAUCUGGUGACAUACCACCAUCUUUGGGCAAUCUCACCAACCUCCAGCAACUUGAACUCCAUGAAAACAUGUUAUCUGGAGCUAUCCCAUCAUCUUUGGGCAUGUUGUCCAGCUUGUCUCUGCUCAGCUUAGGCUACAACAACUUAAGUGGCCCGAUCCCAACUUCGCUUUGGAACAUUUCCACUCUUACGAAGCUCUCGGUCCAGCGCAACAUGCUAAGUGGAACAAUUCCUCCAAAUUCAUUCAAUAACCUUCCCCAUAUCCAGGUUCUAUACAUGGACAACAACAAUUUUCAUGGCCCUAUCCCAGCCUCAAUAUCCAAUGCUUCGAGUAUGGUGGAUUUUCAGCCUGCACAUAAUUUUUUCAGUGGAAUCAUACCUUCAGAGAUUGGAAGGUUAAGAAACCUUAUUUUGCUGCAGCUCAACUGGAAUCUGCUUGAAGCUAAAGAACCAAAAGAUUGGGAAUUCAUAACUGCAUUAACAAAUUGCUCCAGGCUGCAGAUUUUGGGAUUGUCCGGCAACAAAUUUGGGGGAGUCCUUCCUGAUUCGUUUUCCAAUCUUUCAGCUUCGCUAACGUAUAUUGACUUAGAGGACAACCAAAUCUCUGGAAGCAUCCCUGAUGGCAUCGGUAAUCUCCUUAACUUGCAAAUUCUCGCACUCGAUAUCAACUUGUUCACAGAAUCUCUUCCCUCUUCCUUGUUUAGGCUAAAAAAUUUGGUUGUUCUGUACGUAGAUUAUAACAAUAUAGGAGGGACAAUCCCAAUGGCCAUAGGGAAUCUUACAGAACUAAAUGAUCUAUUGCUCAAUUCAAAUGCCUUUAGCUCUACAAUACCAGAAACACUUGGAAACCUGACAAAGUUGGUGGAGCUGGAUAUGUCAAGUAACUACUUGACAGGUCCAGUUCCCAGUACAAUAUUCAACAUUGCCACACUCUCCCGUUAUCUGGAUUUAUCUAACAAUAACUUGGAGGGAAAGUUACCAGAGGAAAUAGGGAAUCUAAAAAAUCUCAUAAAAUUCAAUGCAGAGUCCAACAAGUUAUCAGGGGAAAUCCCUGCUACCAUUGGUGAAUGUCAACUUCUUCAGUAUCUCUCUCUCAAAAAUAACACAUUCAAUGGCAGUAUCCCAUUAAUCUUAAGUAAAUUGAAAGCUAUAGAAUUUGUUGAUCUCUCAAGCAACAAUUUGUCAGGCCCGAUACCCAAAUCCUUAGGGAACCUCACCAUGCUCCGCUACCUCAACCUUUCAUUCAACAACAUAUCUGGAGAGGUACCAAAUUUUGGUAUUUUUGCAAAUAUUACUGCAAUCUCAGUAGAAAGCAAUGGCAAACUCUGUGGUGGCAUAAAUGAUCUGCAUCUGCCCACAUGUUCGUUCCAAUUACCAAAGAAAAAACAUAAAUUCCUAGUUAUUCCUAUUGUCAUUUCUCUUGUGACAACACUAGUCGCACUUCCUUCAAUCAUCAUGCUGUGUAUUUGGCACAAGAAAAGAAAAAGUAAAAUCCCACCAACACAUCACUCCGUGCAAGGCCACCCGUUGGUAUCUUAUUCACAGCUGGUAAGAGCAACAAAUGGUUUUUCAGAAACUAAUUUGUUGGGCUCGGGGUCAUUUGGAACUGUAUACAGAGGAGAAAUGAAUGGUCAAGAAGGUGAAACUACAAAUCUUGUUGCUGUGAAGGUAUUGAAACUUCAAACUCCCAAGGCACUCGAGAGUUUCACUGCCGAAUGUGAAGCGCUACGUGGUUUGCGACAUCGGAAUCUUGUCAAGAUAAUUACAAUUUGCUCAAGCAUCGAUAGCAGAGGCAAUGAUUUCAAAGCGAUUGUGUAUGACUUCAUGCGCAAUGGUAGCUUAGAUCGUUGGCUACAUCCAGAUGCAAAUGAUCUUGCAGAGCAAAGAGAGUUGAACCUCCUGGAAAGAGUGACCAUACUCCUUGAUGUGGCUUAUGCAUUGGACUACCUUCACUGCCAUGGACCUGAACCUGUUGUGCAUUGUGAUCUUAAGUCAAGUAAUGUUCUUUUGGAUGCUGAUAUGGUAGCCCAUGUUGGGGACUUCGGGCUUGCUAAGAUUCUUGUUGAGAGAAGCUCGCUGCAUCAUUCAACAAGCUCAAUGGGAUUCAGAGGGACAAUUGGAUAUGCUGCCCCAGAGUAUGGUGCUGGGAACAUGGUGUCGACAUAUGGAGACAUCUAUAGUUAUGGAAUUUUAGUAUUGGAAACCAUAACUGGGAGGAGGCCCACUGAGAGUGCAUUCCGACAAGGAUUGAGCCUCCGUGAACAAGUUGAUCUGGCCCUGCAGGACAGGAACAGGAUUGUGGAUGCUGUUGACACACCCCUGUCACUGGACCUUCUAAAUGAACUUCGCACCGUUGGUGAAUCAGCAUACAAGAGGAAGACUGAUUGUGUCAUUUCACUUCUUAGAGUUGGAAUGUCCUGCACCCAGGAAUCGCCGUCGAGCAGAACGUCAACUGGAGACAUCAUCAAAGAGCUGCUUGCAAUCAAAGAUGCUCUCCUGAGAGUGAGAGAACACAGAACAUGACAGGUGGAUGAUAUGCCAACGCUGCGACACAGAACAUGACAGGUGGAUGAUAUGCCAACGCUGCGACAGUUUCAUGUGCACAUGGACAGUACCAUUUUCCUUAUCAAGUGCCUGCAGCUUUUUUAGAAAAUGGGAAAGAUAUCUGCAACUUAUUUUUUUAAGAGGAGGAACGUGGAACGGUUUCUUUUUGUAUUCCUUUGCAGAGUUGAUAGCUUCAGCCAUGAGCCAAUGAGGCUACACGGUCGCAUAGUAUAUGUAUUGUUCAUGAUGUGCACUGGCACAUUCAUACCUGUUUUUGGUGAUGCAAUUGUAUCCGGAGAUGUUAACGACGUUGAGGGUGGGCACCUGCCGCUAUGGGCACCCGAUGUUUUCCGUUUCAGCAAUUGGCUUGGUUUCCUGGAAGAAAAUCUAAUACAUUGCCAAAUCGCCGAUGAAUUGAUGCAUC
Molecule: messenger RNA, 4163 nt
Organism: Panicum virgatum (switchgrass)
Lineage: Eukaryota; Viridiplantae; Streptophyta; Magnoliopsida; Poales; Poaceae
Product: receptor kinase-like protein Xa21
Exons: 3
Coding region: 653-3718 (1021 amino acids)
Biological process (GO): protein phosphorylation
Molecular function (GO): ATP binding; protein kinase activity; protein binding
Source: RefSeq, a predicted model, not a curated record